Aspergillus chevalieri is the source of this 729-nucleotide messenger RNA. RefSeq lists its product as uncharacterized. Lineage: Eukaryota; Fungi; Ascomycota; Eurotiomycetes; Eurotiales; Aspergillaceae. The record is from RefSeq and is a predicted model, not a curated record. The transcript has a single exon. Bases 1 to 729 code for a protein of 242 amino acids.
AUGGAGAAUGAACUGUUCCAGAAGAUCCCAAGCUUGCAAGUGAUUAUCUGUCGCCAAUGCAAGCAUGGCGUACGACCGGCAGAGGUCGAGCGACAUCUGAAGCGGAAACAUCAGUUCAAGCAUCAAUCCGCCCACCAGUUGGCUCAGGCAGUCCAACAGUGGGAGGAUAUUGAACAGGACAGUGCGGCCAUCCAGAUCCCACCAGUAGUCGACAACCCACUGCCCAUUUUACCGUGUGAGCCCAGUGGCUUGUUAUGCCAACGACAGGACCCCCCGUGCCAUUAUGUGGCAUCCAGCAUGGACACCAUGCGAAAGCACUGGCGCCAGGUCCAUCAAUGGUCCCAACAGACCCGCCGUGGCCGGGUUGGCCAGAGAGAGCGCACACAAGGGGCCGCUGAGCUCCGGCGUUCAUUCACCACCGUAGCAUGGCAGCAGAUCUUCCCAUCGGGCCCGGGGUCCCAUUACAUCCAUAUCCGCUUCCCAGAGGGCCACCCACCACCACCACUGCCCCCCGCGGACCAGGCCCAACGGGCCGUCGAUGCCAUCAUCACCGCAUGGGAUCAGGCUCGAACGGCCCAGGAACAACAGGCCGUCAUCCAGGCCGAUCGGAUCACCGAUGCUAACCCGUGGCUCCGCCGGACCGGGUGGGCACGAUACCUGGAAGGUGUGCACCCCCAGGACCUGCUCCGGCUGGUGGAAGCGCCCCCGAGGAGCCCCGGAUCCCAUUGA